This is a messenger RNA of Penicillium olsonii, 447 nucleotides long. NCBI's taxonomy places the organism in Eukaryota, Fungi, Ascomycota, Eurotiomycetes, Eurotiales, Aspergillaceae. The record is from the annotation of a GenBank genome assembly.
AUGACGCCUGCCCAAGAAGGGUUCGACCCUUCAUCAACCGCAGUGCGACAGACAGAGCCCGGGUCACGGAAGACUAUCAACCCCGUCGCCUGCCAAAGCUUCAAGGACAAUGUGCUGUUUCCUUCCUGGCAGACCAGAUCAGAUGUUCUUACCUACUGCGCCGGUGUGGCGACAAGUCCAGAUCCCGAAGAUCCAGACUUGAUCCUUCGCCAGACGGAAUCCGCACGAGACCGGGAAAGAGAAGUCAAUGAGCGCCUCGACCCCUACUCUGCCCGGUUCUUCCCUCGAGAGGCACGUACCGAGUCGCUUGCCAAUCUCAUCCGCAAUGAGCGUACGAUCGAAGAAAUCAUCCGGGCCCGGACUUGGGGGAUGGUUUCAGAGAAAUGUACUGGCUCUUCUACCUGGGAAGAGGCGCUCAAUGACUGGCGCCAAUCUCACCAGAAAUAG